AUGGUAUUGGGAGAAUUAUAUUCGUUAUUACCGUGGGUUCAAACUGUACAGCAGUUCUUACCUGAUGAGCUGUUACAAUUUAACAGCGAACCAGGCAAAACUGCAAAAAGUGUCAGCAUUAAAUCAUUAAUUGACAAAUAUGCACCGGAGUUCCAACAUAAUAGCAAGUGUGUGAUUCCACCUUUUCUUUGCAGUGGUCAUAUGCAGACGAUUUUUGCUUCGAUGUUCACUUUCGAAUCGAAACAUUUGGUUUAUUAUAAGAGAUAUAUUCUCAAUUAUCCAGACGGCGGUGAAGGUGCACUAGAUGUGUGUGUUCCCCAAUCGUUAUGGAAAGAGACUGGUUACGUUCCCAAAAAUCAGAGAAAUCAACUGCUUCCGAGGUAUACCUAUUUUGAUGCUGAUGAAAAGUUCGGAUCGUCUGAUACAAAGCCGAUGCUCAUUAUAUUACAUGGGUUGACAGGUGGUUCUAACGAAAGUUAUGUCAGAUCUUUAGUUGACACCAUCACGAACGAGUACAAUUUUGAAGCCUGCGUCUUAAAUAGCCGUGGGUGCUGCCAAUCAAGCAUUACGACACCAUUUUUGUAUUGUGGGCUAUGGACUGAUGAUGUAAGGUUUUGCGUGAAGGAAUUGAGGAACAAGUUUCCUAAUAGAAAAUUCUUUUUAUGUGGGGUCUCUUUAGGGGCAAGUAUGACGGCCAAUUAUCUGGGACAAGAAUCCGAUCAAUCAGACGUAGAAUUAGGUGUUGUGUUGGGAAAUCCAUGGGAUUUAACGGCAUCAUCUUAUCAUUUGGAAAGAAACUUGAUAGGGAAAUACGCCUACACUCCAGCGUUAGCGAAAAAUUUAGUUAAACUAACGACAUCUCAUCUUGAUGUUUUGAAGCAAAAUCCUGAAAUGGCGCGUAUGUACGCCGACCACCUACAUGAAGUGAAAACAGUGGAAGAAUUCGAUAACUUUUUUACGGCUAGAAUGUUUGGAUUCAAUACGUCUUUUGAAUAUUACAGGCACGGUACGAGUUCGAACAGAUUAAACAAGUUGAGAACUCCAUUACUGAUUCUGAAUGCCUUAGAUGAUCCUAUUGUUGGAUGUGAAGCGCUACCAUAUCGUGAAGUCCAAAGUAAUCCGUACACCUUAAUGUUAACAACUACAAGGGGAGGUCACAUUGGAUGGUUUGACAUGAACUUGGACAGGUGGUACGUGAAACCGUUGUGCAGAUUGCUUCAUAAAUUUUAUACAGACAUUUCAAUGCAAGGUCUCGCACCCGAUCUUAAAUCUGUUGACCUGCCUAAAGAGAAUAAAUUCAAAAAUGAUAGAAUCAUCAGAUAA
Messenger RNA from Kluyveromyces lactis, 1323 nucleotides. It is a transcript of the gene MGL2, whose product is annotated as putative carboxylic ester hydrolase. The coding region runs from base 1 to 1323 and encodes 440 amino acids. Gene Ontology annotation, molecular function: monoacylglycerol lipase activity; acetylesterase activity. The transcript has a single exon. Gene Ontology annotation, biological process: medium-chain fatty acid catabolic process; medium-chain fatty acid biosynthetic process. Lineage: Eukaryota; Fungi; Ascomycota; Saccharomycetes; Saccharomycetales; Saccharomycetaceae. The record is from RefSeq and is a predicted model, not a curated record.